AUGAGUGGUACCAUUUCUGGCGGUAGCAGCGGGAUUGAUGGCGAGCCGAGAGCUCGCACAGCUCUUCACUCACCUGCUGGUGCAGCGAACGCCUUUCCUGUUGCUGCGCCACCUGCUGCUGGAACAAGAAUCCCUGCGGCAACAAUGGCAGCAGCAGCAGAAACGGCAGACGCACAGGUGAAGUGGCUGGCAGCAGGCGACAUUAGAGUUGAGAGUGGCCUUGCAAGCGAGGCCGGGUUCGCCCCUGCGACCACCAACAGCAACGUCCACGGCAGCAGCUGCGCAGUGGUGCAGCAGCAGCAGCAGCAGCAGCAGCAGCAGCAGCAGCAGCAGCAGCAGCAGCAAGAGCAACCGGCGUGGAUGAUGGUAGCAGGCACGCUCACUCGCGCUGCUGUUGUCGUCCCCAUGCCCGGCAGCACUGCCAUGCCUGCUCCCAUGCCUGCUCCCAUGCCUGCUCCCAUGCCUGCUCCCAUGCCUGCUCCCAUGCCUGCUCCCAUGCCUGCUCCCAUGCCUGCUCCCAUGCCUGCUCCCAUGCCUGCUCCCAUGCCUGCUCCCAUGCCUGCUCCCAUGCCUGCUCCCAUGCCUGCUCCCAUGCCUGCUCCCAUGCCUGCUCCCAUGCCUGCUCCCAUGCCUGCUCCCAUGCCUGCUCCCAUGCCUGCUCCCAUGCCUGCUCCCAUGCCUGCUCCCAUGCCUGCUCCCAUGCCUGCUCCCAUGCCUGCUCCCAUGCCUGCUCCCAUGCCUGCUCCGUCCCUCGCUCCCACGCACACCCCUCCUGUACUCGCAUCGCCGCUCUCACUGUCCCCAGCAGCCACCACAGGCACAGCCACCACUCCCCCUUAUGCUCCCCUUCCCUCUCCCCUUUCUCUCGCCCCCUCCGCUUCCCCUGCUGCCCCGCCCCCUACUCCCCCUGCUCCGUCCGCGCGCCACCCCUCCCCACACCACUCCAUCCCCCACCACCACCCUCAUCCCCCGCACCAUCCCCACCACCAUAACCACCCGCGCGUGCGGUACCGGGGGGUGCGGCAGCGGCGGUGGGGGCGGUGGGUGACGGAAAUCCGCGAGCCCACCACGCGCACGCGCAUCUGGCUCGGCUCCUACGAUAACGCCGAGGAAGCCGCCCGCGUGUACGACAUGGCCGCCCGGCUGCUCAAGGGCCGGGCGGCGCGGCUUAACUUUCCCCACAGCGUGCAGCCAGUGGCGGUGCCGAGGGGGAUUGCGGAUGCCCUCAUGCGAGCCAGCCGGGCGGCAGCAGAGGCUGGCGGGGGGGAGGGUGGUGGGGGAGGGGGAGGUGCGGGUGGUGGGGGAGAGGGUAUGGAUGAUGGGGAGGGUGGUGGGGAUAGUGUGGUUGACGGGCAUGGUAGGGAAGGGGAUGGUGAUGGGGACUGGGGCGGCAGUGCUGGGUGCGGUGGUGUGAGCGGGAUGGAAUUUGCUGGUGCAGCGGCAGGGGGGCAGGGUGAGGCGGGCGCGGAGGGAGGGGAGGAAAAUAAGGCUUGGGGUGCUGCUCCCUUGCCAUCCAUGCCUGCUGCAACCACCACUGCUGUUACCCCACCUGCUACUACACCACCACCUGCCACUACACCCUCUCCUCCUGCCAUCUCCCAGCCUCUUUCGACACUCCCCUGCUCCAACCCCAACGAACGGACGGACCAGAUUGACCAGAACAGUCAGAUGGAACGUACGGACCGGAUGGAGCAGAUGGACCAGAUGGAACGGACGGACCAGAUGAAACGGAUGGACCAGAUGGAACGAACGGACCAGAUGGAACAGACAUACCAGAUGGAGCGGAUUGAGGCCCCCUUAGAGCCUUAUACAUUGGAGCUUCCACAGGUGCAUUCCCACACCUCCACUGCCACCACUGUAACCAGCGUUACUGAUGGUAACAUGGUUACCACUACAGGCACUACCAGCGGCACUGCCACGACAACGGCCUCUGAUUGGUCAGCGAACGUUCUUGUCGACUCCAAUGAUUCCUCCAUGCAGAUCUUCGGGCAGGCGCUUAAUGUUUUCUGCCCGAACCACCAGUCGCCUUCUAAAGUUUCUUGUAACUCCCCGCCCGAACCAUCUGUCCGAACCUCACUCCACCAAGCCCCUCUCUCUCGUCCGGCGACCGUCCCAGCCAGCCGUCCUGCCAUUCGCGCUGCCGAACCUCCUCCUCUUGUUCUCCCACCCUCGCUGGAUGCCCUUUCAUUGGCCAGCCUCAGUGCCGAACCUCUGUUGUUGCCAACCCUUCCAGAGAGGUUCGGGGGAGGUUUGGAGGAGGAGGGGAUGACAGGAGAUGAAGGAUGCUCUCGCCUUCUGAAGUUCGUUGCGACGCAAGCGUCAAGCGAUCCCCUACCUAUCAAAUCUCAGCAUUCAGCCAUGGCGUUGCCGAGGUUGAGAAUCGAACCCGGGGCGUUAGCAUUCAGCUUCGAGGCGGGAAAGGAGCUGCGCACGCGCGUGAGGAUUCACAAUGACUACUCCAAGGAUGUCGUUAUCACGAUCAAGCCGGGCACGGUGCGCAAGUACGAGGUCAAGGACGGCACCAAGAUCGUAGUGCCUGAAGGCUCCUCCUUCCUCCUCACUGUGUCGUGCUUACCGCUGUCAUCCAUGCCCUUCUGGCCUGAUGCCUUCGUGCUGGCGUGCCACAUGCCCACUGACAAAUUCACCCGCCGCCUCUCCCUGCACACGCCCAUGUCGCAACUGCGCGCCGUGUGCCAGAUGAAGCUGCCUGUGAUUUUCACAGACGAAGUCACCAAGGGGGUGGCGGAGGAGCAACACGCGCAGGCACAGGCCAAGAAGCAGAAAGAGAAGGAGAGGCAGCAGCAGAAGCAGCUGCAGGCGCCAGCACUGAAAACCCCCUUCCUCGAGACCACAUGUGCGGGCUUCAACCUGCUGCCUGCUCUCUCGUUCCCCGCUUCCCUCCCUUCUUUCCCUCCUCUCCACCCCUUCCCCCUCCCUUCACAGCUGUGGGAGCUGUUCCUCGAGACAUCAAGAGCGGAUUUCAAGCUGCUCUCUGUCUCUCCCUUCUUCCACAUACCCCACAUCUCACAACCUUCCUGCCUCCCCCCCUCCCUUCACAGCUGUGGGAGCUGUUCCUCGAGACAUCAAGAGCGGAUUUCAAGCUGCUCUCUGUCUCUCCCUUCUUCCACAUACCCCACAUCUCACAACCUUCCUGCCUCCCCCCCUCCCUUCACAGCUGUGGGAGCUGUUCCUCGAGACAUCAAGAGCGGAUUUCAAGCUGCUCUCUGUCUCUCCCUUCUUCCACAUACCCCACAUCUCACAACCUUCCUGCCUCCCCCCCUCCCUUCACAGCUGUGGGAGCUGUUUCUGAAGACGUCAAGGGCGGAUUUCAAGAUGCUGCAGCAUCGCCUGGAGGCCGCUCUGCUCGAGGUGCAGGCCGUCAAGUCACAGCUGAUCAUAGACCUACCAAUGCUCAACGUGUCCUUCUCCAGCCUCUCCGAAUCCUCACUCCCCUCGCCCAACAAAGCCUCCUCCGCACCCUCGCGAGACACCAGCUUCGCACCACCGCACUCCACCGCUCCCUACUCCCGUUCCUUCUCCAACGACCAGCUGAACCCCCCCGGCAGCAGCAGCAGCAGCGCGGAACACGCCAACGUGCGGCCGCCCUUCACCCCGAAGCCCACCACAUCCGAGUCUGCUCUACUCCCAGUCUCCGUCUCCUCGCUCUCCGCCCAGCCGUCCUCUCUGGCGACCUCCUCCAGCAGUCUGCAGCUGACGGGAUCAGGGGGGGCGCGCGCGCUGAGCAAGUGGGGCGCGGGAGGGGAGAGCGCGGUGGAGAAGGAGCUGCAGCGCAAGGAGAUGAUGCGGCGGGCGCUGAUUGAGGAGAAUAAUGAGUUGAAGGACAGGUUGGAGGAGAAGGAGAAGCGGGAGAGGCAGGCGCUGCGCCGGGCAGAAGUCAUGAAGCAGGACGCGGACACGACGAGGAGUCAGCUGCAGGCGAUGCAGCAGCGGUUGGAGGAGGAGGAGGCGCAGCGGAAGACACUGCAGAGAGAGCUGCAGGCUCUCAGAGCCCAGGUGGUGAGCGGCGUACAGCAGCCGCAGCAGGUGCUGCAGCAGCAACAGCAGCAGCAGCAGCAGCAACAGGGGGUUGCGGAGGAGGAGGAGGAGGAGGAGAAGCAGCCACAGGGGGGAGAACAUCAGCGACAGCAGCAGCGGCAGUGGGAGACUGAGGAGCAAGCAGGGGAGUCGCAGGGAGAAACAGACCAUGAGCAUGCGCAUGCAGACAAGCACGGUGAGGAUGGAGUGCAGGCGAGUGAUCAGAGUAGUGAGAGGGCGAGUAGUGAGAGAGAGGAGAGGGCGAAGAGGAAGGAGAAGAAGGAGAAGAAGGAGAAGAAGAGUAAGGAGGAGAAGAAGGAGAAGAAGAAAUCCAAGGAGAAGAAAGCAAAAGAGAGCUCAAAAGAAGGAGUGGAGCCUGGGUCAGUGCGAAGCUACGCGGUGGUGGAAGGGCUGAAGCACAUUGUGCCAACAGGGCGAUCCAUCACACUCACAGUGCUGUGCUCUCCCCUGCCAGCCAUGCCAAUCUUCCCGGACCAAUUCCGUGUAACCACCUACAGGGCCGGUUACCACUCCUCAGACGCCCUAUCGAUCUGCAGUCCGCUGUCCUCCCUUGAGAUUGUGAGUGCAACCAAUCUGCCUGUGCUGUUCGUCUGCAAGUCUACCAGCACAAGGGGAGUAGCGUUUCCAGAAAUGGGAGAGAAGCAGGGGAUAGCAGCAGCGCAUGCAGGACGGGAAGGGAUUGGGGUAAGGUGGGCAGUGGCGAGAGAUAAGCUAGGGAGGCUGCAGCAGGAGAGGAAGGGGGAGGGGCAGGAGGAGGAGAAGGUGAGGCAGGAGGAGGGGCAGCUGUGGGAGAGGUUUCUCAAGUCCACUCGUGCGGACUUUACAGGACUGCAGAGGCACGUGGUGGACGUGGGCAUGCAGAUGGAGCAGCUGCAGCAGGAGAACCAGAGGCUCAAAGAGGCGCUGCAGCAGCAACAGCAGGUAUGGGAAACUGGGGAGGGCAGGCUAGAGGUGGGUGAUACAGUCAAUGCACUACACUUGGAGGCACGUGGUGGACGUGGGCAUGCAGAUGGAACAGUUGCGGGAGGUGAAGCAGAGGCUCAAAGAGGCGCUGCAGCAGCAACAGCAGCUUCGGGGGCACUGCAAGAAGCUCUGCCAGAGGGGAACAGCGACCCGAACGGUGUUUUGGAAGCUUUAGAGGCUUCGGAUGCUUCAGGGGUGCUUCAAAGGUCACUGGCAGAGGAGAACAGGGAGCUGCGGGAGAGGGUGGAGGAGAACAGGGAGCUGCAGGAGAGGGAGGAGGAGAACAGGGAGCUGCGGGAGAGGGUGGAGGAGAACAGGGAGCUGCGGGAGAGGGAGGAGGAGAGGGAAAGGGCUGUGAGGGCCGCCCAGAGCACUGCGGACACACUCGCCAGUGAGCUGGCUUUAGCGCAGUCCCAGUUGUCAGCAGCGCAGCAGCAGGUGCUGGAGGAGAGGGAGGGGCGGCAGAGGCUGGCAGGGGAGGUGGAAUCCAUGCGGGCGCUGCUGCUGCAGCAGAUGCAGGCCGUGGCGGAGCAGAAGGAGCUCAUUCAACGGCUACUGGAGCGACAGCAGCAGCAGGCUGAGGUUUCAGAGCCAGGAGGGUCAGGGACAGUGGGCUCAGGGGCAGUGGGGUCAGAGCCUGUAGGAUCAGCGGCUGUGAAAUCAGGGGCAGGGGAAUCAGCGGCUGUGGAAUCAGGGGCAGGGGAAUCAACGGCUGUGGAAUCAGGGGCAGAGGAGUCAGGGGCUGUGGAAUCAGGGGCAGAGGAGUCAGGGGCUGUGGAAUCAGGGGCAGAGGAGUCAGGGGCUGUGGGAUCAGGGAAAGGGGCUGGGGAAUCAGGGGCAGGGAAAUUAGAAGCACGGGAAUCAGUGGCAGGGGAAUCAGGGAGAGGGGAAUCAGGGGCGGGGGAAUCAGGGGCGCGGGAAUCAUGGGCGGGGGAAUCAGGAGCGGGGGAACCAGGGGCGGGGGAAUCAGGGGCAGGGGAACCAGGGGUGGGGGAAUCAGGGGCGGGGGAAACAGGGGCGGGGGAAUCAGGGGCAGGGGAGUCAGCGGUUGGGGGGUCACAAAUAAGGGGUUCAGAAGCAGUGGGAUUAGGGGCAGAGGUUGAGGAUUGCGAGAGUAGAAGUAAGGGUGAUGGGGAUGGGAAGAAGCGGAAGGAUAAGAAGGAGAAGAGGGAAAGAAAGGAACGGAAGGAGCGAGAGAGGCAGGAGAGAAAGGAGAGGAAGGAGAGGGAAAAAAGGGAGGAGCGGGAGAAAACGGACAAUACAGAGGAGAGAAAGGAGGAGGAGCAGGAGCAGGCGGAUUGCCUGGGCAGGGAGGGCGCGGGAGGGGCAGAAGUGGAAGGGGUUCUGAGGAGUGCAGAUGGCAGAGACAAAUGUGACAGGUGUGCUGAAACAGGUGGUGCGGACUGCUGUGAGGGGGAGCGAGCUAGGGGUGGAGCAGAAGAGUCAGCCUCAGCUGUGGCAAGAACGGGAGAAGAGCACAGAAAUCCUCGGAAUGGUGAAGUUCUGGGCAUUGUGGAAGGCAGGGUAGGCAAUGCGCUCUAG
Closterium sp. Yama58-4 is the source of this 6561-nucleotide messenger RNA. The record is from the annotation of a GenBank genome assembly. NCBI's taxonomy places the organism in Eukaryota, Viridiplantae, Streptophyta, Zygnematophyceae, Desmidiales, Closteriaceae.